AUGGAUUUGCAAUUGAAAAUUAUCACAUUUACUUUAAUGUUACUGCUUGUUUCUUCUUCUGUCAGUGCUCAAUUUCGAGUCUUUCAUAUAUCAAGAUAUGGAGCAGCACUUGAAGGAGAUAUAACUCAAGCUUUGACAAAUGCUUGGAGUGAUGCAUGUGCAUCAACAACCUCAAGCAAAGUUGUGAUUCCUAGAGGCACAUACAACUUAAAACAAAUAGAAUUUAAAGGUCCUUGCCUAGCCCCUAUUGAGGUUCAAGCUGAUGGAACAAUUCAAGCACCACAAGACCCAAACCAGUUAAAUGGAGAUACUCAAUGGAUUAAAUUUACCUAUAUUGAUUUCCUUACCUUGUCUGGUGCUGGAACUUUUGAUGGUCAAGGUACAAUUGCUUGGAACCAGAAUAAUUGUGCAAAAACUAAGGAUUGCAAGAAGCUUUCCAUGAACUUUGGUUUUGGUUUCCUCAACAAUACUAUUGUUCGAGACAUAACAUCAAAGGACAGCAAAAAUUUUCAUGUGAAUGUGUUGGGAUGCAAUAAUAUUACAUUUACAAACUUCAAUGUUAUUGCACCUGCAACUAGUCCAAACACUGACGGAAUUCACAUUGGAAGAUCAACUCAGGUGAACAUUACUGACACUAACAUUGCCACUGGUGAUGAUUGCAUCUCUUUGGGUGAUGGAAGCAAACAAAUCACUGUCUUGAAUGUGACAUGUGGUCCUGGACAUGGUAUUAGUGUGGGAAGCUUGGGAAAAUAUCCAAAUGAAGAACCUGUUGAGGGUGUCAUAGUAAGAAAUUGCACAUUCAACAACACAGACAAUGGUGUGAGGAUCAAGACUUGGCCUGAUACUCCAGUAACUACUACAGUGACAGAUAUGCAUUUCGAGGACAUCAAAAUGGUUAAUGUGAAGAACCCUAUAAUCAUAGAUCAAGAGUAUUGUCCAUGGAAUCAAUGCACCAAACAGAGUCCAUCAAAAGUUAAAAUAAGCAAGGUUACAUUCAAAAAUAUCAUUGGGACUUCAGCAACUGAAGAAGGAGUUGUUUUGAUUUGUAGUAGCGGUGUUCCAUGCGAAGAUGUGAUGCUUACUGACAUAGAUCUAACCUUCAAUGGAACUGUUGCCACUGCUAAACUUUCUAAUGUCAAACCCAUAAUCCAGGGAAAAUCGCCACCUUUGCUAAAUUUCUUAUUUCCAAGCCCAUAA
Sphenostylis stenocarpa is the source of this 1197-nucleotide messenger RNA. The record is from the annotation of a GenBank genome assembly. Lineage: Eukaryota; Viridiplantae; Streptophyta; Magnoliopsida; Fabales; Fabaceae.